CGUCGACACACAGACCUCAACCACAGCAGCACCGGCACCAAACAUGAAGUCAACCAACGCGUGGUCUCGGGCCACUUGGAUGCUCGUAUUGUUCGCUGUGCACGCACUGGCUCAGAUCAAUCUCCAGCCGGCCGCGGUAAUCUAUGCCGAUAUGGGAAACGACACUCACCCCCAAUUGAGAUUCGAGAUCUCUCUGUCGAUUUCGUAUUUUGCGAUCGGAACAGGCAGUCGCAUGUCUGGCGCCGAUAUGAUGGUCAUCUGGCACAAUAGCGAUGGCUCCAGUACAGUAUCCCACCGAACAGGCACCGGCCACACGCUGCCCUCGGUCGCCAACCCAUCGUCCUUCGCGAUCCAAAGCAACCAGGUGUCCAACCGAUCCGUGGCCGCCAACUCCUUUGUCGUUACGGUCGAAGCUCCGGUCAGCUGGGGCACGGUCACAAACUUCAUCUGGGCCUAUAACAGCUAUGCUCCCUCGCCAAACUCACCCAACCCAGCGGCAAGCUUUCAGCAGCACACUCAAUACGGGUAUUACAGCGGGCCGCUGACCUCCGCCUCCAACUCGUACUUUUCCAGCUCUUCCAGCAGUGGUAGUGGCAGUGGCAGUGGUAGUGGUAGCGGCAGUGGCGUUGUGUCGACAUCGACCUCGGACCAGAUCAAUCUGCUCUUGGUCCAUGGACUGCUCAUGGCCUUUGCCUGGCUGUUCGCAGCGCCGAUCGCGGUUUACAUUGCCCGUUUCUUGAAGAUCUUUGGAACUUGCCUGGUUUCGGCUGCCUCAUUCGGCCUGAUCGUGUACCAGGUCAACGAAGACGGCAUCCCACACUUCUCGUAUGGAUCUAUGGGCAUCCACGGCAUCCUCGGCUUGGUCAUUGUCGCCCUCUCGAUAGUGCAGUGGACUCUCGGCGUCUAUAUCGACCGCACAUUCAAUCCACAGCGCACAUCCGUGCCUGUUCGGGACAAGCUGCACUGGUACCUGGGCCGUCUGCUGAUGUUGGCGGCGGUGGUGAAUGUGGUGACGGGAUGCCUUCUGUACGGCGUGGAGACGGUGAUUUACAUUGCGCUGGGCAUCUACGUGGGACUAGUGGCCCUGGUCUUUCUUUUCAAGCAACCGGCAACGGACGAGGAGGCCCACCAUGUCACUCCCAGGUCGUAUGACUCGAUUUGA
Molecule: messenger RNA, 1162 nt
Organism: Polychytrium aggregatum
Lineage: Eukaryota; Fungi; Chytridiomycota; Chytridiomycetes; Polychytriales
Exons: 5
Coding region: 44-1162 (372 amino acids)
Source: RefSeq, a predicted model, not a curated record